Molecule: messenger RNA, 4582 nt
Organism: Drosophila gunungcola (fruit fly)
Lineage: Eukaryota; Metazoa; Arthropoda; Insecta; Diptera; Drosophilidae
Source: RefSeq, a predicted model, not a curated record
UCCGUUCGCUGGCAGUCGCACAGAAUAGCCACAACCGCUCAGUCGUUCGCUCGUACCGCAUUAACCAUUUGGGCAGCAAGGACCUGGGUCGUAAACGCGCAUCUAUUCCAAUUCUAUGGAGCCGCUGCAAAUCGCACUACAAAUAUUUGUGUAUUUGCUGCAAUCAAUAGGGAUGUACAUAUGGCGAUGAGUUCGAGUGAGUGAAUCCUGGCCCAUACGCAGGGUGUUCUCGAGUUUCCAGGCCGUUCGGAAAAGUUUGCAAUUUUCGCGCGAGAGUGUGUGUGUGUAUCCGUGUGCGUCCUUUUCGUAUCUGUGUAUCGGGGAUUUGUAUCUGUGUAUUUGUUGGCACUGUGCUCGACAAAACGAUUGCGAUUUUACGCUGACGCUGCAACAGAAGCAGUUCGCUUCAAUGGAACUUGACAUAGUACCUCCCACCGCCCCCUAACCCCCUUUUGCAAUAUACUAUACUACAUAUAUGUGCACUGGUGUAUGCGUGUGGUAUUUUUACCACCGUCGAGUGUCCUCGACACACUCACACAUCCGUAAAGUAUCCUGCAGCGGAACCCCCAGCACGUCAUUUGCCCCUCAUAUACAAUUCCCCAAACUAUAUUUUCAUUAAUAUAUCUCUUAUACAUUGCUUUUGCUUUUUCAGUGGCUCUUCCAAGUGCAUUUGCCAUUACAAUUCAAUGCACUAUCUAGAUGCAUGGCUAGUCACUAAAAGCCACGCCAAAGUGUUUUCACUUUUUGAUGCCAGACUUUGCCAGUCCCUCGCUAAUUUAUUUAAACAUUGUUAAACCAUUCAAACCGAACAAUUCAAUUAGAUAAAGUCUGCUAAAUGCUGCGACGCCUCCAUAUUGCCAUAUUCAUAUUGAAAAGUGGGGCAUAAUCGAAAUUAGAUAUCUCAUCUGGAAAUUUAUGAAGUGCAUUUUAAAUUUAAAAAUUUUAAUGUAGUUUUCGGGUAAUGUUUCAUAAAUAGUUCUUCUAAGAAUUUUCUAUGGAAUAAUUAACCGAUUAUCGCAGCACUUCCUGUUUAUGAAAAAAAUAUAAGUUGCUUAUUUUGUUAUCAUCAAUUGAAACACAAAAAAAUAGGGGCAGAGCUGGGAUUUAUUGCAGCCCGCAUAUCUCGGAACCCAGACUCGGCUAGACUCAAGCAUUUAUCGUGCUUAGAAAAAGUUUUUGGGUUUUGUAGCUUAUUUAAAAACUAUUAAAAUUAUAUAGACUAAGAUAAAUUUAAUCAAAGUUGUUCUUACAUUUUGUAUGUAAGUUUGCUGUUUAAAGACAACAUGACCAGCAUAUUUAAGCACAAGUUUGUACUUAAAGUGCUACGAGUCCACAUGAAGAAAUUUAAAUACUUAACUGAAAUGCCAAAAAGGUAUUUACCAUUUUUUGACUGCAAACACUACCAUAAACCAAGUCAUCCCUGAAAAAUUCCAGUACUGGGUAUAAAAAUCGUAUAAUCAUAUUUAGCUAUCUAAAAAACGUGUCAUGGAUUAACACAACAAAAUAUCUAAUCAAUGUUUGUUACACGAAACUAAAAAAAGUGGAAACUAAUGACCGUGGACGGCAUCGUGAUCGAUGAAAUAAUGCCACUGAAGCUCAGAUCCAUCAUGAGGCAUCAACAGCUUUAUUUCCCCAUUCAGCUCCCAUACGCCAUACCUCAUACCAUUACCCAUUUGUAUUUCUAUGUUUGGGCUCCGUCCCAUUCGCAAAUCUGGCGUCAAAGUGUUCGGACCGCUGACGAAACGCUUAGCAGAACGUCGAAGCGAUGUAGUUUAGCAGACGUUGCAUUUCCAUUAAUUAAAUUCGCCAGCCGCCCCUUCCGACAGCCCCUUUUCAUUGGGCCCAGCCAAGCUGCGGAAUCAACUUAUUGUUGAUUGUAAACCAAUAAAGAAAAAAAAAAGACACUGCAAUAAACAUUCCAAAGCCGAGCGCUUAAAUGACAUGGCAGAGAAACGCCUACUGCUGGAGCGAUCCGACGCCUCAGAGACGGAGGAGCUGGAAGUACAAAUGACCCGACGGAGCGGAGGAGUCCUCCAUGCCAUCCAGCACCGAUCGCUGCCCGUGAGCAGGAAGUCGGUGCUCGGCCUGCUGGUGUCCUUUGUGUUUUGCUACUUCCUGAUUGGACGAACCGAGUGGGCGAAUGUCCUCGAUCUGGAUGUCCUGCAUUCGAAUAACUAUGUGACGGUUCAGCAUCAGUCCACUGUGAUGGAUGUUGUCACCGAGACACAUAAUGAGAUUGUUCCAUUUGUGCCCCCGAAAGGCUUCCUGGUGUAUAGCAACUCCUGCCGGAUCAUGGAGGUGGAUCCCUACAAGAACGAGGUGAUGCGCCACUUCAAGCGGCUGAAGUACACGGCCUGUCAAAAGCUGCCGCCCUUGACCCAGGUCAAGUUCCAGGAAAAGUCCCAGAAGUACGUACUCAGCGUAGAUGGAGCUGCUUUCAGUCGGUAUCCGGUGGGCAAUCAGCUCCACUGCUGCUACAUGGAGGUUCAGCGGGUUAGCGAGAUGGAGGUCAAGUACACCAAGUGCAAAACCUUCAAGGGGAGCACGGAACUGCCCAAUUCCGCAGAGGGAAUCAUUGUCAAGUGCGAUUCCGGGGGACGGCGGAUCUACAUCAAUGGCCAUGCCACCGUUCCCGUCAAGGAGGCAGUGCAGCAGAGACUCCAAAAGGCAUCUAAGGCCAAGGAAGCCAAGAAAAAGGAUAAGGUCCAAGUGAGGCCGCCAAGUGUUCUGAUGCUCGGCAUCGAUAGCAUCUCCCGCGUGAAUCUAAUCAGGGCCAUGCCGAAAACAGCCCAGUAUCUCUACGACAACGGAUGGUUCGAGCUGGCGGGUUAUAAUAAGGUGGACGACAACACAUUUCCGAACAUCAUGGCAGUGGCCACCGGCUACAACCUCCAGAACGCCAUGCAGGCGUGCUCUCCCUACGUGGUAGGUGGCCUGGACAAGUGCGACUUCAUCUGGAAGCAGUACCAGCAGAGGGGCUAUGUCACCGCCUUUGCGGAGGAUGCUGUGAAGAUCAACACGUUCAACUACCUGAAGAAGGGCUUCCGGAAUCCGCCGGCGGACUACUACUUGAGGCCCUUUCUCUCCGCUGCCGAGGCGCAGCUGGAUCACACGACGGUCAAUGGUCUGCUGCACUGCCUCGGCUACGAGACGGAGGCGGAGCACGUGUACGACUAUGGGCUGGAGUUCACCAGGAGAUUCGUGAACGAUACGUACUUCGGAUUCUUCUGGACGAACACGCACAGCCACAGUGAUAUAUCGCAGACCAGCAGCAUGGAUGACUACAUGGCGGAGUAUCUGCGGAAGUUGGUGCUCCAGGGCACCAUGGACAACAGCGUGGUGGUGUUCUUCAGCGAUCAUGGCAUGCGUUUCGGACCCACCAGGGCCACCUGGUCUGGUCACCUGGAGGAGCGUCUGCCGGCAAUCUUCAUCUGGCUACCACAUCACCUGCGUCGCUCACAUCCGGAGUUUGUGCGUGGCCUCCAGUCUAACAGGAAUCGCCUGACCACGCCCUAUGACCUUCAUCUGACCAUGAAGCACAUCCUCUCGUUAUCCGGGCGAGUCGACAUGGAAUCAUUGGGGCCGGCACCCGACUGCCCGCAAUGCCAGAGCUUACUGCGACCCGUCUCCCCGGUGAGGAGUUGCUCCGAUGUGGGCAUCGCGGAUCACUGGUGCACCUGCUGGGAGUACGUCACAAUCUCCAGCACCUCCAAGGAAUCCCGGAUGCUCGGCAAGCGGGUGGUGAGCUACCUCAACACUUAUGUGUCGGAGUUCCGCAACGGAACCUUCGCUAAGCUGUGCGCUCCGCUCUCCCUGCACAGCAUCAAAUCCGCUUUCCGGGCUCAUCAAAAUGCCCUGGAUCCGGAGGAGGUGCACACCUAUCGACUGAUCUUCGUCACAUCGCCCAACAAGGGCCAGUAUGAAGCCACCUUGCGGCACAAUCGCACGGAUGAUUCCGUUCAGGUGACGGGAUCGGUGAGCCGAUUGAAUGUCUAUAGUGGAGAGGCGGAUUGCAUGAGUGAUUUCGGUGCCAAAAAGUAUUGUUAUUGCCGGAAAAAGAAGGGAUAGAAGUGGUCGUAGGAUUAGAACUAAGGCUAGUGCCCAAGUGCCGUUAAUCAGAUUAGAAUCUGGCAGUACAAUUAUCUUAGUCUUAUAUUAUAGAAACCUCUUCCUCUCUAUGCCUGAAAUAAAGUGGUGUUCUUUUGAAACUUCUGGAGAUUUUAAAAUAUAAUUCAGGGUUUCUGAAAAUAAAAAAAAUUAAAAUCUUUAGUUUAUAAAAUCAAAUAUAUAUACGAAGAGUAGUUAUUUACUUAUUAUUUACAAAUCUUCAGAAGUUUACGAAUUACCCAUGUUCAAGCGUAUUUUAAGAUUAGUUGUUACCCAUGUAAAUAAUUUACUAUCCCUGCUCCAAGAGACUUUUGCCAAUAAUUAGUUUAGUCAUCUCUUUAUAUAUAGUUAAUCGCUUAACUACUAAACAUUACACUUAUGAUUUGAGAUAUAUAUGUGUUUAACUCAUAGUGAUAUUAUAACUUGAAAUAAUAAUUCUGUUUGAAAUAAAGGGUCGAGUAAUUGAAGCGUCUAA